Messenger RNA from Rhodamnia argentea, 1469 nucleotides. RefSeq lists its product as uncharacterized. NCBI's taxonomy places the organism in Eukaryota, Viridiplantae, Streptophyta, Magnoliopsida, Myrtales, Myrtaceae. The coding region runs from base 266 to 1108 and encodes 280 amino acids. The transcript has 7 exons. The record is from RefSeq and is a predicted model, not a curated record.
CGUUUCGGUCGACCUGGUCGAGAGAUCGGGAGAGAGUCGCGAGGACUCUCUUGGCCUUGCUCAAUUCGCGGACAAGCAACAUCCAUCUGCAAGUCACGGCCAUUUGGUGUCGAUCCUAUUCUUACCGCCUCGUUCAAAUUUUGCUGCGAACUGGGAAACUGUUCUUCCAUUGGCGCAAGCACAGACCAAUUGGUCCUCGAGUCGAGAGAUUGCAGCGUUAAGCUUUCGAAGAAAGAGAGAAUUUUUUUCGUUUGAAUUGAUCGGAAUGCAAGUACCCAGAUGGCGAAACCUCUUGGUGAUCAAGAAUUCGUUGAUGGCUUCAACAUCUGCGACGGUUCGUUCUGCUGCUUUUCACUCAACUCCGGCCACUUGCGAGAAAUGGAAGUAUAAAUGGAAUUCCGAUUUUUCUAGAGGUGGUCAACAGCCAUCUAAGAACUAUAUCAGAUAUACAACACGUCAGAAGCGUGCUGAGACAAAGAAAGCUCUGAAAGAUCUCGUCUUGGGCAGCGGGUCUUCUAGAUUUUCCUUCCACGUAAACUACUCACUGGAGAAGGGCCCUGCCUGGGAUUUUGAUGAGACAGAAAAUCAGUCAGAUCAGUGUGGUAAUAGAGGCAGAUCAAAGUCAUCUUCUCAGCGUGCUGGGAAGAGCCACCAAAAGAAAAUGAAGCGAAAGUUUAGGAGGGAGAGCUUCAGUGAGGACCUAGAUGAUUAUCCUGAGACGGUAUUUCAAGCAACAUUCGGGAAUAGGUGGUAUACUUGGUCUUGCAAUUCGAGGCACUCCUUUACCUCUGAAAAUGCAUCAUCUGGUUUUCAAUGGAAAGAGAAUUUCAAGUGGGGAAACCGCAGAACAAGAGAAUGGGAAACGGCAAGUGAAACAGAGCUGGAUGAUGAGUCAAUUAGAAUAGGAUCAGUGUCCGAUAGAAAAAUGCUUGGUUUACCUACAACAGGUCCUUUGAAGAUAGAAGAUGUGAAAAACGCAUUUCGACUUUCAGCCCUGAAAUGGCAUCCUGAUAAGCAUCAAGGCCCUUCACAAUCAAUGGCUGAAGAGAAGUUUAAGCUUUGUGUCAACGCAUACAAGUCGCUGUGCAGUGCUCUUUCAGCAGCUUAAAGUGUAAGCUUUGGUCCAGACGGGUUCAGCUCUUCGCAACUCUUCUUUCCAAGAGAAGGUUUAGUGACAUUGUGACAUGAUUAAUUUAUUUCUAGUGAUGAUCAUUACAGAUGGUUCCAAAAUUUUCCCUGGUGCUACAUUUUUUUCGUGAUUGUUUAAAUUGGUUAUCAGAAAUUUUCAUUUUGCAACUUGAGGGUUUUUCUUCCAUUGAAAGGAGUAAUGAAUUAGCUGUUCAAAAGCCAAAGGUCAUUAUAAUAAGUAUUGCUCUGUAGUUGGCAUUCUCUGAUUUAAGAGAUUAUUAGAAAUGAUGAAUGCUACUUCAUUUUCCAAAUUCUAAGCACACCAUGUUAGUUUUUCAGGU